UUUACAGUGACGACUGCUUGGAUGUCAGACAUGAAAUCAGAGAGCAAGGAUUUGGACUUGCUCUCCCAUUAUCAUUCACAGUGUACCGCGGUUGUUAUUAGAACAAGCGUAUAAGAAGAUUGGUUAAAGUCGAGAAACUGGACACAUUGAAUGGGUGAACGGUUUCGCGUGAGUAGCCUUAUACUCUCCGUGUUUUUAUAUUAAACAGAAAAGAAUGUAAAACAAUGGUGGUGAGCCAGCCCAGCAUCCGCCACUGGACCACCAAGCACGUGGCAAAGUGGCUGAAGGAAGAAGGAUUCAGUGACUAUGUGGACCUUCUGUGCAACAGGCACCGGCUGGACGGGACGUCCAUCCUGACUUUGACAGAGUAUGACCUUCGUUCCCCUCCCUUGGAGUUGAAAGUACUGGGAGACAUCAAGAGGCUUAUGGUAUCCAUUCGCAAACUUCAGAAACAGAACAGCGAUGUUUUAGAAGAGCUGGGCUACACUUGCGAAGGGUGGCUGUCUGGCUCAGGGGGACACAGCCCGAACUCUAUACAGGGCUGUGUAGGUAGCGACUGGCUGUAUAACGGGGACCCAGCCAGAGACCCGGAUGAAUCAGUUGCCAGCCUAAGCACCGACCAGUAUUCUAAUGGGAAAUAUAAACAGCAUACGCGGAGACUGGACCCAGAGUAUUGGAAGACCAUUUUAAGUUCUGUUUAUGUUGUCUUUGUGUUUGGGUUUACAUCCUUUGUCAUGGUUAUAGUCCAUGAGCGGGUGCCUGACAUGCAAACCUACCCCCCUUUGCCAGACAUAUUCUUAGACAGUGUUCCAAGGAUACCAUGGGCCUUUGCUAUGGCUGAAGCCUGUGGUGUGAUCCUGUGCAACAUUUGGUUGUUGGUGUUGCUUCUUCACAAGCACAGAUCUAUUCUUCUACGCCGAUUGUGCAGUCUGAUGGGCACAGUCUUCAUGCUGCGUUGCAUUACAAUGUUUGUGACUUCCCUCUCGGUGCCUGGCCAACAUUUGCAGUGUUCUGGAAAGCUAAACAGCGACAUGUGGGCAAAACUGAAGCGUGCGGUGGCCAUUUGGAGCGGUUUUGGAAUGACGUUGACGGGAGUCCAUACCUGUGGAGAUUACAUGUUUAGUGGUCACACAGUAGUCCUGACUAUGCUGAACUUCUUUGUAACAGAGUAUACUCCAAGAAGCUGGAACUUUAUACACACCUUGUCUUGGGUUCUGAAUCUGUUUGGCAUUUUCUUUAUACUAGCAGCCCAUGAACACUACUCAAUAGAUGUCUUCAUUGCUUUUUAUAUCACCACAAGACUGUUUUUGUACUACCACACACUAGCGAACACCAGAGCCUAUCAGCAGAGCCGCCGAGCCAGGAUCUGGUUCCCCAUGUUCUCCUUUUUUGAGUGCAAUGUUAACGGACCAGUGCCCAAUGAAUACUGCUGGCCGUUCUCUAAACCUUCCAUACUGAAAAGGUUAAUCGGCUAGAGCCAACUUCAUUGUGAUGUUCUGCUCCUGAAUAGUAGUCAUGAUAAUGGUGAUAAUCUCUGAAAUACCUACAUUUAAGUUCUUGACAUAGUUUUGCCCAAGAUUAUGCUUUAUUAGACCUAAAACAAAAGAGGUGCUUUAAGAUUGCAUUUGGGGAUCCAGUUCGGUUACACUUAAGGCUGCAUAUGUGGCCCAGUGGAAUAAAACGGCCGAGAAGCCUCUAAUGGCGGUCUCUCUACAACACAAACUAAUAAGUUAUUAUGGUUUUAAUUUUUCUUUUACUGUGUUAAGAGCAGGGUUAGGCUGUAGGGUUAUAGUUUGCUUUUUGUUUACCCUUUUUUAAAUGCGUUUUGGUUCAACAUAAUUUCUGUGAAUCCUAUGGAAAUGUAUAUUCAUGUUUGUUUACAAUUGUAAAGAUUUGAACCAAAUGUAUAGAAAAAGUGAUGCAGCAUUACUGAAAAUACAUUCAAAUAUAUUUACAGUGCCCCACUGUGAAUUUCAAAAUUGUUACUGUGGUGAUGGUAUUGGAAAUCUCCAUAUUUAUACUUGUCCCUAGGUAGCAACAUCAUUUUUUUUUUUUUUAGUUUCAAGGGGCUGUUUACUAUACUCAGAAAGCAAAUCUGUUUAUUGUCAUCAGCUUGACCUGUUUGUUUAAGCAUAGUCAAACUCUAAUAGUGUUUGGAUUGGACCAAAACAUAACCUAUCUUAGCAGAAUGUUUAGCCAAUACACUAGCAGUAUUAUAGAGAGAAAGCACAUUGUUUUACUAACUUUAUGCAAAUUUUAACUUGUUGUUACAGUCAGCGCUGCCUAAUCGGGAUACUGAUUAUUGGGACUGCUGCUUAAAUGGGAUACAACUCUGGGAGACGCUUUUUCCCAAUGCUGUUUAUGUCGUUUAAUUGGGAUACAUUAUGAGGAACUGAGAUCGUUUUUCAGAGCAACUUGCGUGAAUUGCAUAAAACAUGUUGAACUCUUGAAGAAGGAGGAGUCUCCUAUGGUUUCUCAGGCUGCUGUUGCAAAGAAAACUAGCGUGUCAA
Molecule: messenger RNA, 2510 nt
Organism: Polyodon spathula (Mississippi paddlefish)
Lineage: Eukaryota; Metazoa; Chordata; Actinopteri; Acipenseriformes; Polyodontidae
Product: sphingomyelin synthase-related protein 1-like
Exons: 6
Coding region: 225-1475 (416 amino acids)
Biological process (GO): ceramide biosynthetic process
Cellular component (GO): endoplasmic reticulum membrane; Golgi membrane
Molecular function (GO): sphingomyelin synthase activity; ceramide cholinephosphotransferase activity; protein binding
Source: RefSeq, a predicted model, not a curated record